Vollenhovia emeryi is the source of this 8440-nucleotide messenger RNA. RefSeq names its product lysine-specific demethylase lid (gene Kdm5). The transcript has 18 exons. The record is from RefSeq and is a predicted model, not a curated record. NCBI's taxonomy places the organism in Eukaryota, Metazoa, Arthropoda, Insecta, Hymenoptera, Formicidae. Gene Ontology annotation, molecular function: histone demethylase activity; DNA binding. The coding region runs from base 20 to 4879 and encodes 1619 amino acids. Gene Ontology annotation, cellular component: nucleus. Gene Ontology annotation, biological process: chromatin remodeling.
UCCCACCGCCCCGCGAGUCAUGGGAUCGAGGAGUAAUAACGAGAGUCGCGGUUGCGGGACUAAAGGCGCCGCCGGUCAAGACAUGGCAUGCGACCGCGCCGAGACCGACUUUGAGUUCGCGGUGCCGCCGGAAGCGCCGGUGUUCGAGCCGACCGUCGACGAGUUUCACGAUCCGCUCGCCUACAUCGCCAAGAUACGGCCGAUCGCCGAGAGGUCCGGCAUCUGCAAGAUCAAACCGCCACCCAACUGGCAGCCACCGUUUGCCGUGGACGUGGACAAGUUCAAAUUUGUUCCGAGAAUACAGAGGUUAAAUGAAUUGGAGGCCAAGACCAGGAUAAAGCUUAAUUUUUUAGAUCAAAUCGCAAAGUUCUGGGAGCUUCAAGGCUCCUCCUUGAAAAUCCCCCUCGUGGAGCGCAAAGCACUGGACUUGUAUUCCCUACACAAAAUAGUCACGGAUGAAGGCGGCAUAGAGACUGUGACUAAGGAAAGAAGAUGGGCAAAGAUUGCCAAUAAACUGGGUUAUCCCUCCGGACGAAGCGUAGGCAGCAUAUUGAAGAAUCAUUACGAGAGAAUUUUAUAUCCCUUUGACGUUUUCAAGCAAGGAAAGACACUGUCAGAUCUUAAAAUCGAGCCAGAUUCGGACGCGAAUGAGAAGAGGGAUCGCGAUUAUAAGCCACACGGUAUAAUAUCUCGGCAACAGAUUAAACCGCCGAACGAGAAAUUCUCGCGGCGAUCCAAACGAUUUUCCGGGCAAGAAGAGAAGCAAGAUGUGUCGAUUAAACAGGAAGACUGCAAGGAGGAAUGCGACUCGGACAAUGAGUGCAAGGACAAGAUUAAAAGCAGGUAUCUCAGUUGCGAUCCGGACAAGAGCAAGGAGCUCAAAAAGUUACAGUUUUACGGACCAGGCCCGAAAAUGGCCGGCUUUAAUACCAAAGAGGGAAAGAAAUCCAACAAGACGCGUGGCCUGAAGCUCGUUUACGAGUUCGAUCCUUUGGCGAAAUAUAUUUGUCACAAUUGCGGGAGAGGUGACAAUGAGGAAAACAUGUUACUGUGCGACGGAUGUGACGACAGCUAUCACACUUUUUGCCUUAUGCCACCGUUGACGGAAAUACCAAAGGGUGACUGGCGGUGUCCCAAGUGCGUCGCCGAGGAGGUCUCGAAGCCGAUGGAGGCGUUCGGCUUCGAACAGGCGCAGAGGGAAUACACGCUGCAGCAAUUCGGAGAAAUGGCUGAUCAGUUCAAGAGCGACUACUUUAAUAUGCCUGUCCAUAUGGUCCCGACGUCGCUGGUGGAAAAGGAAUUCUGGCGAAUAGUCUCGUCCAUCGACGAAGACGUCACCGUGGAAUACGGCGCCGAUUUGCACACGAUGGAUCACGGAUCCGGAUUCCCAACCAAGACCAGCGUUAAUUUGUUCACUUGCGAUCAAGAGUACGCCGAGUCUUCGUGGAAUCUGAACAACCUGCCAAUUUUACGCGGGAGUAUCCUCGGUCACAUUAACGCUGACAUAAGCGGCAUGAAAGUCCCCUGGAUGUACGUCGGCAUGUGCUUCGCGACGUUCUGCUGGCACAAUGAGGAUCACUGGAGCUAUUCCAUCAACUAUCUGCACUGGGGCGAACCAAAGACAUGGUACGGCGUACCGGGUUCUCAGGCGGAGCGCUUCGAGCACUCGAUGAAGUCCGCCGCACCGGAGCUGUUUCAUAGCCAGCCCGAUUUGUUGCAUCAACUUGUUACCAUCAUGAAUCCAAACAUACUGACAAGCGAAGGAGUCCCGGUAUUCAGAACAGACCAGCACGCGGGUGAAUUCGUCGUGACGUUUCCAAGGGCGUACCACGCAGGUUUUAAUCAGGGAUACAAUUUUGCAGAGGCUGUAAAUUUUGCACCAGCGGACUGGCUCAAGAUCGGACGAGAUUGCAUCACGCAUUACUCCAACUUGAGAAGGUUCUGUGUGUUCUCUCACGACGAGCUGGUUUGUAAAAUGUCACUGGAUCCAGAUUCAUUGGACAUCGGAGUCGCGACCGCCACGUAUCACGACAUGUUGCAAAUGGUGGAGGAUGAGAAAAAAUUGCGGAAAAACCUGCUGGAAUGGGGUGUGACGGAAGCGGAGCGCGAGGCUUUCGAGCUUCUGCCGGACGACGAGAGACAAUGUGAGGCAUGCAAGACCACUUGUUUCCUGAGCGCGGUCACGUGUACGUACCACAAGUUGCAGGUAGUUUGCCUGAGACACUUUGCCGACUUGUGCACCUGCUCGCCGGAGAAGCAUACGCUGCGCUAUCGGUACACGUUGGAUGAGUUGCCGAUCAUGUUGCAAAAGUUGAAGCUGAAGGCCGAGUCGUUCGACUCGUGGGUCGCCAAAGUGAAGGAUGCGAUGGACCCCAAGAACGACAAGAUCGAAUUGAACGAGUUGAAGGAACUUCUGAACGAGGCCGAGAGUAAGAAGUUCCCCGAGAGCGAGCUACUGACGGCUCUAACCACUGCUGUACAGGAUGCCGAGAAGUGUGCGAGCGUCGCGCAACAGCUGUUAAACAACAAACAACGUACAAGGACUAGGCAAACGGUCGACACCAAGUACAAACUCACUGUGGAGGAGUUGACACUUUUCUACAAGGAAAUAACCAACCUGUGCUGUGAGCUUAAGGAGUCGGAUGGCGUUAAGUUUAUACUCGAUCAAGUGGUACAGUUCCAAAAGGACGCGACAGAAUUCGAGAAAGACGAGGAUUGCGACGUUGAGAAAUUGGAGAAGUGCAUCGACUUUGGCGAUUCCAUCUGCAUCGAAUUGCCUCAACUGGUACAACUGAAACAACAAUUGGCGCAGAUACAGUGGCUAGAAGAGGUGAAAUCCCUCCAAGACGACCCGAAAUCCGUUAGUCGCGACGAGCUGGCCAAGUUGGUCGAGAAAGGCAUGACGAUACCGCCUCAUGUCAGCAUCGAAAAUACGUUGUCGGAAUUGCACGCGUUAACGAAAGCGAUCGACAAGUGGGAAGAGAAGGCCAAGGUGUUUCUCAACUCCAAGAAUAGACGGACCAUCGCGGCUGUGGAGGAAUUUAUUCGCGAGGCUGAUGAGGUCGAGGCGUACUUGCCGAGCUUGGAUAUUCUUCAAGACACACUGAACAAAGCGAAGAACUGGACGAAGCUGUGCGACGAGAUACGAGCGCGCGAACACAUGCCGUAUUACGAUACCUUGGACGAUUUAUUAAGGAGGGGAAGGAUCAUCCCUUUGUAUCUUACUGACCUCCCGACGGUGGAAAACACCCUCUCACAAUCGAAAGCGUGGAAAGAGAGGACCGCGAGGACAUUCCUUAGGAAAAACUCGCACUACACGCUGAUGGAAGCUCUGUCGCCGCGAAUUGGCGUCGGUGUACAGGGGAUGAAAGCUAAGAAGAAUAAGGGCGACGAGUCCACAGGCGCUGUUUACGUCUGCGAUACGAAAUUGGACGACUGCAACAGCCCGGCGACCGUGGUGGCUGCCUUCAAGCUGGCACAACAGCGCGAGAUGGAAGCGAUGAGAAGCUUGAGGGAGAGAAAUUUGAUGAAGAUGAAAGCGGAAGCGGAAGAUUCCAAGUAUUGCGUUUGCCGGCGACCGAGAUUCGGCAUUAUGCUCCAGUGUGAGCUCUGCAAGGAUUGGUUCCACACAAACUGCGUGCCUUUGCCCAAGACAACGUACAAAGGUAAACCACCGGGGCCAAAAGACAUGAAGUUUUUGUGUCCGUGUUGUCUGCGUUCUCGACGACCACGUCUGGAAACUAUACUGGCUCUUUUAGUAACUCUUCAAAAAAUUCCGAUCCGAUUGCCAGAGGGAGAAGCGUUACAGUGCCUAACGGAACGUGCGAUGAAUUGGCAGGACCGAACGAAGAGAGCUUUAGCUACCGACGAGGUCUCGUCGAUAUUGGCAAAACUUUCUGUAAUGUCGCAAAAGUUAGUGGAAGCUGCGGCGAGAGAGAAAACGGAAAAGAUUAUCAGCAGCGAGCUGAAAAAGGCAGCGAAUAAUCCCGAAUUACAUCAGAGAGUGCAGGCUAUCGCGCCCCUCAGUGGAGUGCAUUCGGACGAUAGCACACUCAGUACCGCCGAUGACGAUGACGAUGUUAUUGCCUUGGAUGACGAGCCAACAUGUAGUACUUUCAAUAGUAACGAACACGCGUAUUCGUAUAUUUCAGUCUCGAAAGUUCGGCGGAAAACUCAAUCGGGUGACAGUGAGUCAUUCGGUAUAUUGUCUUCAAACACGAGAUUGCGUUUGGAGGAACUUAUGAUGGAGGGUGAUCUGUUAGAAGUCUCGUUGGACGAAACGCAGCACAUUUGGGGUAUACUGAGUUACAUGAACACGCAAAACACCAUGCGGAAAUACAAGUCGCUCGAGGAAAUUCAAGCGAAUGCCAAUCAGGAGAUGAAGGACGUGAAGAAACGGGGUAGGAAGAGGAAAUCGGAGGAGUUUGAGUUACUUAAGAAAGUCGGACGGCAAAAAGUUGAGGAGAAAACUGUGGUUAAACGCAGCAAAAGCAGCGGCCCCGUCACCAAGGAGAAGAGACAGAGCAGUUCGCCAGUCCCAGUGAAGCGUGGACCUCGAAAGGUGAAACAGAAGGGCGAAGGCGAGGAAAGUCCUAGGAAGCGAGGCGGUAAUCGCACGAAGAAGACCAAGCAAGAAAGUUCGGACGAAGAGGAUGAUUGCGCAGCGGUUAACUGCUUACGGCCUGGUGGUAAAGAAGUUGAUUGGGUUCAGUGUGAUGGUGGCUGCGAAGGUUGGUUCCAUAUGCAUUGUGUCGGAUUGGAUCGCACAGAAAUUGCGGAGGAAGAUGAUUAUAUUUGUAGCAACUGUAAAGAAGCCGAGCAAAGUGCAUCGCCCCAGGAGUACCAUGGCAGCACCACCGACACAGAAGCGGGUGUCUAGGAAAACGACAUUCCUCGUCCUAGGAUUCAUUAGCCCACUUCGUGUCGUCUGUUAGCUCCGCACGAGGCUCCGGGGUGUUUGCGAUAGUGCGACUCUCGAUCUAUCGACUCGCGAGGCAAAGUUAACACUAACAAUUGUUUCUCGCCAAACUAUUGCAGAUCGUGCAUCAUUCGAAUAUCGUUUAUCAGCGAACAAGCGAUAACUUAAGAUGCAAAGUAUUAUAGCAUAGAUGAGUUACGAUACAGCGAUCAUAUAUGAUGAACAUUUCUUCUCAUGAAGUAUCUAUCAACUGUUUUCAUUUGUAUUUGCAAAUAUUAUAUUUGUAGAUGCUAGUGGCAUCGCUAGUCAAUCAUCGAUCUGCAUUUAUACAUCGAUCUAUGAAAUAUUUGUUCACAAGUAGGAACGAUGCUGCACAAUGCUCGAUAUCAGAAAAUUAUUUUCGUGCUUCCUCGUAUACACACAUACACACACAUGCAUACGCACUCGCGCGUUUGCGUCUUGAAAUUUGAUUGUGCGAUGAUACGAACAUUAGUUUUACCUAGUACACACGAAAGUAUUCGUCUGUAUCUCUGUCUGCGUUGUUUCGUUGUGUUUUUACGGAAAAUUAUCGAUUUCGUUUCACGCCAACAGCAAACGAAUCACGGAUGAACCGUGAUGCAUGUACGCCUUUGUAGUUUUGUAAUUGCUUUGUCCGUAGAGAAAAAUGUUAUUUUCGGUAUUUUUAAUUUUAUGUACAUCGCGCCUUUUACUGCGGAUACGAAAUAGUUUCUAUGCGAGAUAUCUAACAAUCUGCGACGACGGGAUUGCUUCAUUUGCAGCAAUCUUAACAACACGGUCUAUAAUGCGUGUUGCCUUAGCUAUAAAUAUUACCCUGGACUAAGGAUAUAUUACAAGCCGAGUAACCCGAACGAUGAGUGAUAUUCUCGAAAAUGUUGUCGGUAAAAUAAUGAUUUACCGUAACCAAUCGUUCCGGAAGAUAGCAUUGCGUUACGGCAGCGAAGUAUCUGUCAAUCUUUUGUAUCGGCUUUUAAAAUGUCUGUGUUGGGCGCACAAAGCGACAAGCGAGGAUUCCUUUGCGCCGAUCAUAUGUACAGAAUAGACUGAGAGAUGUGUGUAUUAUGAUUAGAUUACAUUUAGAAUAUUAGAGUAUAUCGGAAUAUAGAAAGUAAACAUAAGCUAUAGUUUGUAUAAAAUAAAAGGACACGAUUCAGACAAGCAGAUAAAUUAGCAUAUCUACUCUGCCUUCCCGAAAUAGUAAUCUGUAAAUAUUCUCUCUUUUUGCACCAGAGGCUAUACAGCUCUAUAAAGCUCUAUUGCGUUUACACUCCUUUGUAAUUCUAUGAUACUUCUCAUCUGUAUGUGUUCGUCAUCUUUGUUAUUUUUUAGAAGAGGAAAUGUAUUUCUUAAAUUCUUAAUUUAACCGUAGCGCUGCAUUUUAUUAUGUUCCUUUUGACUUAAAUUGGUGAAAAAUAACAUUUUUCAUGUAAAUAUUCACAUAACAUUACAUGAAUUAGAGAUAAUAACUAGUUUUUCCAUUGUUUUUUUGUACUAUCAUUUAUUGUAUAAAAAUAAGUGAUAAUUUGGUCUUGUCCCUUACAUCCUUUUAAAUAUGUAGUUGUCGAAGUUAAGUUACUGAAUCAUGUUAUCGAGUAUAACAAUUUUGUGGAUUAUAUCACAUAACGUAAGAUUAGUUUGUAUUGUGAGGAGAGUACACAAAUGAAUAAUAUUAAAAUGAUAGUUAUUAGACUGCAAGAUUUAUUAGAGGAACAUUUUAUGAAGAACGUUGAUUUUCUCGAUAAGCCGCUUUGACUUUCCACCAAGAAUGUUAUUCUACAGUAUAUGUAGAACAUCUUAUCUAUUAAAUCAAGAUUGUAUAUUUAAAUAGGCGUUGAUUCUGGUUCGAAUUUGAUAUUUUUAAUCUCUGAUUAUUUUGUUUCAAAAGUUUGUAUUACUUGACUUUACGAAGAAAAGUAGUAGUCCAUCCAAUGCGAAAUGCGUGCGGAACGCAGAGUGCUUUAUAUAGAACAACUUUUAUCUUAGGCUAAAUCUCACGAGUAAAUCGUGAAUGAGUCUGAAAAAAACUUUGUAUAAUUACUAUGAUAAAAGAAAAUUGAAAAGUCUUGAGUUUUAUAGCGAAAAUCCGAAAAGAUUGAAUCAACGACAGCACAGUGUGUUUUAAAUAGUUGUAUACUUGUCGGAUAAAUCUUGACGUUUGAUGAACGAGCUUUGCUAACGAACACGGAGGAUUGUUGUUCUAAUAUUAAUUAUAGCGUAAGAGAAACGUCGAAGAAUUCGAUUAAUAGAAUUUAUUGUAACACAAAUAUUGACGCUAAUGACAAAUUCUAUCCACUUGUACUUCGUCGACAAUGAGUAUGCUACAUUUUAUUUAAAACAGGCUGUGAAACAAAGAAUCGAUGAGACGUGUACACAUAUAUUUUUGUAUAGAUCAAUAAGACCCAAUAAUCGAUAAUUUCGAUUGAUGUUGGAUGUGACGCAGUGGAUUUUUAAUGAUAGCAUUUUCAAAAACAUUAGUCGUUGACGUUUCGAUAUCUUUGUCACAUUACUUAUUUUUCUCUCUUGAUACGGAGACUUGUAUCAGAUUUCACUUUAAUAACUUUAAAAAGAAAAAACGGGACGUGGGAUAUUUAAAAUCAAAAUAUUUUGCGUCUGACGGUAAUCUCUCACUUAUCUUUCUCGAGCGUGUAUUAACAAUGCGUUACCACAAAGGGAACGAAAAAUUGGAAUAUCGUCUUACGUGUUCUAGCUGGACUAUUGUACGUUAUCAUGAAAUAUUUGUAUCAUUGUGAAUUAUUAAUCACUUGUUAUAUACCUAAGGCACAAGUGCCUACAUGCCUUUCUAACACACUAUUAUGUGUUUCGACUUUCUCGUUGUGCGCAAACAUCUCGACAGCAUCAUUCUCAGCGUAAUAUGAGACAGUCGGGCAAAUUGUAUUAAGUUAGCGUAAAUUGCUCGUGAUUCUUUAGUUAUUCCGUUCAAUUCCGUUCAAUUCCGUUGAAUCAUACCAACGUGAAUAUUACAUUUUUACGCAGCUAGUUUUGUAAAUACAUACAGUUUACUUUGAUAUGCACACACAUACAUACACAACAAAAUUCCUUUUUAAAUAGUGAACAUAUUUUUUUAGAGAAGAAACAUCUUCACGAAUUGGUAUUUGUAUUACUGGGAUGUGAUUUUUCAUACUUAUUAGCGAUUCCUAAUAGUUUAUUGUCGUUAAAAUUGCGAUCUUCUCUCUCCGCCAAAUGUAUAUUACGAAUGAUUCUGAUAUUCUGUUGUAAGUUUACAUUCUCUACAGUUUUACCGUAAUUAUCUUGAGAGCUCUCGACCGGUGCGUAAUUUAUUCGCCGUCAAAGAACUGUAUAAAGCGAAACAUUUCUGUAAUUUCUGAAGGCUAACUUAAUACUUGUAGCGAUAAAGAUAUAUCACUUCGCAAUAGGACCUUAUUUGAGGCGGAGCCCGGCUCCUUUCGAUAAGAAAGCGAUUCACUUCUUGUUGCAUAUAUUAUCGUAGAUGUAUCUAUGAAUAAAUCACUUGACGUCAAAGAA